Molecule: messenger RNA, 651 nt
Organism: Staurois parvus
Lineage: Eukaryota; Metazoa; Chordata; Amphibia; Anura; Ranidae
Source: the annotation of a GenBank genome assembly
AUGAAGUACCACAUUUGGAAGCUUGGAGUGGUUUUUACUGACAAUUCAUUCCUUUACCUUGCCUGGUACACAACCAUGUCAAUACUUGGACACUACAACAACUUCUUCUUUGCAGCUCAUCUCCUGGACAUUGCAAUGGGCUUCAAGACCCUAAGAACUAUUCUCUCCUCAGUAACCCACAAUGGAAAACAGCUGGUGCUCACAGUCGGUCUUCUGGCUGUAGUUGUUUAUCUCUAUACUGUUGUGGCCUUCAACUUCUUCCGAAAAUUUUAUAACAAAAGUGAAGAUGAAGAUGACCCUGAUAUGAAAUGUGAUGACAUGAUGACGUGUUAUCUGUUCCACAUGUAUGUGGGAGUGAGAGCUGGAGGUGGAAUUGGAGAUGAGAUUGAGGACCCUGCCGGUGACCCUUACGAGAUGUAUCGUAUUGUGUUUGACAUCACCUUCUUCUUCUUUGUUAUCGUCAUACUUCUGGCCAUUAUUCAAGGUUUGAUCAUUGAUGCUUUUGGAGAGCUGAGAGAUCAACAGGAACAAGUGAGGGAAGACAUGGAGACGAAAUGUUUCAUCUGUGGAAUCGGAAAUGAUUACUUUGACACGACUCCGCAUGGCUUUGAAACGCACACCUUACAAGAGCACAAUUUGGCCAACUAUCUG